This is a messenger RNA of Cryptomeria japonica (Japanese cedar), 1408 nucleotides long. Its product is annotated as NAD(P)H-quinone oxidoreductase subunit T, chloroplastic. The coding region runs from base 245 to 1012 and encodes 255 amino acids. The record is from RefSeq and is a predicted model, not a curated record. Lineage: Eukaryota; Viridiplantae; Streptophyta; Pinopsida; Cupressales; Cupressaceae. The transcript has 2 exons.
UUUUUGUUAAUGAACUGAGAGCAGAGCUAGCAACCACGCAAAAUGGGUCGAAAAGAACCCCAACAUCUACAACCUCCGCUCCGCUUACAUUUAUAUUUAUGUAUAAUUUAUUUGUAGCAGGAUUUUCUGUUUGUGGCAGUGAAUUCAAAUUGUUUCCCUCGAUUUCCUUCUUCUGCAACUAGGGCGAUAACAGUCUAGCUUAACGGAAAACAAAAACCGUUUUCCGUCCAAUAAUAAACUAGUGAUGGCUAUGGCUGUGGUUGGCUUGCCAUCACUGUCAAUUCUGUCAAGUUCUCAUAAUUAUUACAAGUUUGAAUUCCUGCAAUCUUCAGUUGGGUUGAGCAAGUUUGACUCGAAUUCGAGGCGAUUCAAAUUUGUAGUUUUUGCGAAUUCGGCAGAGAAGGAUUCUUACACGGGGGCAGAAAAUGAAACUUUUGGAAAGAAAAAGAAAAAAGUUGAUACCCGUAUUCAUUGGGAUAAUCCUGAUGAGGGCUGGAUUGGUGUAGAUGACAAUAACUCAGGGGAUUCAAAGGAAGUCAAGUUUGGGGAUUCUUUAAGCGACCUUUUAUUAGAGGCGGAAAAUUCACAUUAUCAGUUUUUAGGAGUGGCACCAAAUGCAGAUCUAGAAGAGAUCAAGGCAGCAUACAGGCGCCUCUCCAAGGAGUAUCACCCAGAUAGCACUUCAUUGCCACUUGAAACAGCUUCAAUGAAAUUUAUGCGUCUUAGGGAGGCCUAUGAUGUGUUGAGCAGGGAUGAAGCACGCCAGUUCUAUGAUUGGAGCCUUGCACGGGAGUCUUCUGGCCGUAAAGUAGGAGGAAAAUUUAAACAAGAACUGGCAUUUGAUCUUUCUCCAAAAGUUCCUUAUAAGUCAAAACCGGACUUGGUAGAUCGUCUUGGGGGGAAGAACAUGAAGCUGAAUGAUCAAGCAUUAACUGCUCUUACAUUUGAUGUUGUAGCAAUUCUGUUCGCAAUUGCAUCAAUGAUAUAUGCAGCGUACUUUAAGAAUGGGUGAAAACAACCCAUUAUUUAUCAGUUAUUACAUUGCCUGGAAAUUUGAGAGGCCUGUAAACAUCAUUUGGUUGUCUAUCCCCGCCUUCUUGUUAUGAACACUCGUGGAAAAAUCUGAAGCUCAACUUUGAUAAAUAUGCUUGUAAUUCAAUGUACUAUAGUCGUACCGUGCCUUUUAUGAUGUACAGAAGGUUCUGAUAGAGAUACAGAAAAUUUUGACAAGGAAAAUUUUCCACUUUCAGAAUAAAUGUCAUUCUUAGAUUGGAUGGUUGGGUGAUUUGCUAUGAAAAAUGAUCGAAAAUUGAUCUCUGAGCGAUGCUCAAAUGAUGAUUCUCAAGAAAGCCUGUAAAUUUUCAUUGAAACACAUCGACAGGAAUAUGUGAUCCAUCAGUUUGAAUUC